AUGGAUCUCGCAAGAGAGCUCAUGGUAUGGUUGGCCUUUGCUCCACUUGCCAUCGCUGCAGCCAUACUGCAAAAGGCUGUAACAGCAGCAAGAAGAAGAAGAAGAGCAGCCAUCAGCACGACGACGACAUCGAAGAAACCACCGCCGACGCCACCGCCACCCAUGGCGCCCGGAGCUCCCUUCGUCGGCGUCCUGCCGGCGCUGCUCGCCAGGGGCCCCCUGGCGGUGAUCCGCGACCUCCACGCGGCGAUGGGGAGCGUCUUCACCGUGCGGCUCCUGCACCGCAGGGUGACCUUCCUGGUCGGGCCGGAGGAGGCGAGCCAUUUCUUCAGGGGGCUGGAGUCGGAGAUGAGCCAGGACGAGGUGUCCCGGUUCACCGUCCCGACCUUCGGCCCCGGCGUCGCCUUCGACGUGGACUACGCCACCCGGCAGGAGCAGUUCCGGUUCUUCGGCGACACGAUGAAGCCGGCGAGGCUGAGGACGUAUGUUGGCCUCAUGGUUCAUGAAGUGGAGGAAUACUUUGGGAGAUGGGAGCAAUCGGGGGUGGUCGACCUGAAGCACGAGCUAGAGCACGUCGUGACGCUCAUCGCAAGCAGGUGCCUGUUCGGCGAGGAGGUCCGGUCCAAGAUGCUCGGCGAGGUCCCGACGCUCCUCCGCGAGCUCAACGACAGCAUGCGCCUCGUCACCACCGUCUUCCCGUACCUCCCGAUCCCGGCGCACCGCCGGCGAGACAGGGCGCGCGCCAGGCUCGGCGAGAUAUUCGCCGAGAUCGUGAGGUCCCGCAGGAGCGGCGGCGGCGCCGGAGCCGGCCACCGCGACAUGCUGCAGUGCCUCAUCGACGCCAGGUACAAGGACGGGCGCGCCACGACGGAGGCGGAGGUCGCCGGGAUGCUCGUCUCGGCGCUCUUCGCGGGGCAGCACACGAGCUCCAGCACCAGCACGUGGACCGGCGCGCGCCUCCUCACCCACCCCGAGCACCUCCGCGCCGCCGUGCGGGAGCAGGAGGAGCUCGUCCGCCGGCAACCCCAGGCCGCCGUCGACCACAGAGCCCUGCAGCGGAUGGAGCACCUGCACCGCUGCAUCAAGGAGACCCUGCGCCUCCACCCGCCGUCGCUGAUGCUUCUCCGCUACGCUCGCCGGAGCUUCACCGUGCGGACCAGGGACGGCGCCGCCGAGUACGAGGUCCCCGCGGGGCACACGGUGGCGAGCCCGAUGGUGCUCCACAACGCGCUGCCCCACGUGUACGAGGACGCCGGGGCGUUUGACCCGGGCAGGUUCGCGCCCGGGAGGGAAGAGGACAGGGCGUACGGCGCCGACCACGCGUACACGGCGUUCGGCGGCGGCCGUCACGCGUGCGUCGGCGAGGCGUUCGCGUACAUGCAGAUCAAGGUGAUCUGGAGCCACCUGCUGAGAAACUUCGAGCUGGAGCUCGUGUCGCCGUUCCCGGAGACGGACUGGUACGUCGUCAUGCCGGGCCCCAAGGGGAAGGUGAUGGUCAGGUACAAGAGGAGGAAGCUGAAGUGAACUAAGGGCAUGUUUGGGUAGCUUCUCCCCCUGCAGUUUUUAGAAAAAUCUGUUUCUGCUAAAAGCUAUUCUAAACAGUUCAUAGCUUUUAAGAAUAUGUAGUUAUAGAUUCUGGAAA
This is a messenger RNA of Oryza brachyantha (malo sina), 1642 nucleotides long. Its product is annotated as obtusifoliol 14-alpha demethylase-like. Gene Ontology annotation, molecular function: heme binding; monooxygenase activity; oxidoreductase activity, acting on paired donors, with incorporation or reduction of molecular oxygen. Bases 1 to 1524 code for a protein of 507 amino acids. The record is from RefSeq and is a predicted model, not a curated record. The transcript has 2 exons. Lineage: Eukaryota; Viridiplantae; Streptophyta; Magnoliopsida; Poales; Poaceae.